Messenger RNA from Clupea harengus (Atlantic herring), 4558 nucleotides. RefSeq names its product autocrine motility factor receptor b (gene amfrb). The record is from RefSeq and is a predicted model, not a curated record. Gene Ontology annotation, biological process: protein K48-linked ubiquitination; ubiquitin-dependent protein catabolic process; endoplasmic reticulum unfolded protein response. Gene Ontology annotation, molecular function: ubiquitin binding; ubiquitin protein ligase activity. Gene Ontology annotation, cellular component: ubiquitin ligase complex; endoplasmic reticulum; cytosol. Lineage: Eukaryota; Metazoa; Chordata; Actinopteri; Clupeiformes; Clupeidae.
CACUUUCCAAGGGGUCUGUGGUCGGGGAAGAGUAAACAUGGUUUGGGACUAUGCGAGGAAAGCCACCCCAGUCAAAAAUAUCUGACAGAGUAACUGACAAGCUUAAGGGACUGAUUUGGUAGAUGCUAAUGAAAAGCUUGAUUCUUGGAAUGAGCUUUUUCAAACUCUGCCGCUAUUGACGUGUACCUGUCAUGCUAUCCUGGAAUUGAAGCUGCUACGUUAGCUAGCCAGGUCAGGUGAGCCUUAGUUUGAUAAUUCAUGUGAUCGCUAGUAUUAGCUAAUGCAGACGUAUGUUUUUCACUCAUCUAAGUUCUGUGCAUAAUCGUGACACAUCUUUUGUGCUGGCUAAUCUUGUUCAAAUCGAACGUGAGACAACGGAUCGUUCACUAGAAACAGCUACAAGACGAGGUUAGCUGCCAAGUGAUAGUUUGUUAUCCUAUGCUAGCUAUCUUAGGGUUACCUAACAUUAGCGAUACGUUGCCAAUCUCGGGUUGCUGACGUUGUCCAUCUCAUAAUAAUUUUGGAAGGCCAGUUUCCUGAAUUUAGAGACACACGGACCUAUCAAACAUUAUAUUGUAGGUCCUUAGUUAAACAGUCUAACGUUAAUUUAUGUUAUGGUAUUGAACGUUUAAGCAAUGAUUAGCCUCGAAUUAACCUAGUUAGCUACCUACCUAGCUAGCUAGCUUGCUAGCCUAAUAUUAGUUUUCCAGCUGUCUGGUUCACGCAGUUGACCGACUCACCGAACGUGUUGGCAAGCGUGAAGUUUUACGGCGCAGUUGGCUAACUUAUUAACAUUGGUAGACAAACUUGCUUGAAAGUUUAAGGGUCUCAACUCCAUAAUACUGUCAGGAUUUGGCUUGACUGUGUCAUUUUUAUUUCAAGAUUCAAGUUGCAAUGCCACUGAUGUUUUUGGAGAGAUUACCAUGGCCCAGUUUGCAAACUUACAUAGGGCUCAGCGUAGUCCUGCUAGCAGGAUGCACCUACAGCGCUUACAGCACCCUGACAGAUUUUAGGCUGAAGGUGUCAUCUUUGGACGAAGCUCCCCCUAGCUCUGUUUAUGACACCACCCAGCCCCCUGAUCAAGAUGUGGACAGUGAAGUUGUGUUCGCCACAGUGUUGUGGUACCUUAUUAAUGACAGCGUUUACGUUUGGGUGCUUGUCAACACGGUUUGCUGCACCCUUAUGGUCUUCGCCAAAAUAAUCCAAUGGAUGGUUUUUGGACCCCUCAGAGUUAGUGAGAAGCAGCACUUGAAGGACAAGUUCUGGAACUUCAUCUUCUACAAGUUCAUCUUUAUUUUUGGCGUCCUGAACGUGCAGACCGUGGAAGAGGUGGUGAUGUGGUGCCUCUGGUUUGCUGCUCUCAUCUUCCUCCACCUCAUGGUUCAGUUAUGCAAGGACCGCUUUGAAUAUCUCUCCUUCUCGCCGACCACCCCCCUGGGCAGUCACAUUCGGGUUAUGUCCCUGCUGAUUGGCCUCCUCCUGUCCUGCUGUGGCCUGGGAGUGCUGUGUGGCCUGUGGGGGUCGGCCCAUGGCAUGCACACCCUGGCGUUCAUGGCUGCCGAGUGUAUGUUGGUGACUGUACGCACUGGCCAUGUCAUCAUGCGUUAUUCCAUUCACCUCUGGGAUCUAAACCAUGAGGGCACCUGGGAGGGCAAAGGCAGCCACAUCUACUACACUGACUUUAUUAUGGAGAUGGUCAUGCUGUCCCUGGAUCUCAUGCAUCACAUCCACAUGUUGCUCUUUGGGAACAUCUGGUUGUCCAUGGCCAGCCUGGUGAUCUUCAUGCAGCUGCGCUACCUGUUCCACGAGGUGCAACGCCGCCUGCGCCGCCACAAGAACUACCUCCGCGUCAUCGACAACAUGGAGGCCAGAUUUGCAGUGGCAACCGCAGAGGAGUUAGCAACCAAUAACGAUGACUGUGCUAUCUGCUGGGAUACCAUGCACACUGCACGCAAGCUGCCAUGUGGCCACCUCUUCCACAACUCCUGUCUGCGUUCAUGGUUGGAGCAGGACACCUCAUGUCCGACCUGCCGGUUGCCUCUGAACAUCAGCGGAGACCGGCCCCACGCCCGGGACCCUCAGCAGAGGGGAACACUGGAUGGGAACCUGGCCCCUGGGGGCCCUGCUGCAGACACCCGACCCCAUAUCAACCAGCACAAUCACUUUUUCCACUUUGAUGGUUCUCGUAUUGCCAGCUGGCUGCCCAGUUUCUCAGUGGAGGUCAUGCACACCACCAACAUGCUGAGUAUUGCACAGGCUAACAACUCCCAGCUGAAUUCUAUGGCCCACCAGAUCCAGGAGAUGUUCCCCCAGGUGCCUUAUAACCUCCUCCUCCAGGACCUCCAGCUCACACGCUCUGUGGAGGUCACCACUGAUAAUAUACUGGAAGGACGCAUCCAGGUGCCCUUCCCUACUCAGUCAGUGGAGCGGGUCCCUCUUCAGAUGAGUGCGGCCCCUGAGGAUUCGGCAGCGGGGAACAACUCCUCGUCCUCUGACACCAUGAUUGCGGAACCCGAGAGCCUUGAGGUGCGAGGCAGCCGCUUCUCCAAGUCUGCAGAGGAGCGGCAGAAGAUGCUGCUGCAGAGGAAGGAGGAACUACUCCAGCAGGCACGCAGGAGGUUUAUUAAGAAGAGCCCAGGAGAGGAAGAGGAGGACAUGUACGAGGAUUAUGAAGAUGAAGAGUUGCCAUCUCUAGAGGAGGCUGAGCCCAGCUCAAACCCAGCGCUGCGCAAACGUCACACUCUCACAGCGGCUGCCGAGCACCACGGGCAUAUGCAGCAAGACACCUUAGAGUGAGCCAGAACAUGGAGGAGCCUGAAGCAAUGCACACACACACACAUACACCUGAACCAGUACCAGUACAAGUGGCCCAUGCUCUCUCACACACACACACACACAGCCUUCUCUUAAACAAUAGUAAAAAAUAACCUACAGAAACAUAACAGAGAACUGCUGCUUCUAGGGUUGCCUUAGCCAGAUCUGAUCGAUCUGAGGAGACUGUCUUCAUACUCCUGAUUUAUUUCUAGAAGGUCUUUUAAAGAGCGUGGCAUGGCGUGGGAACGGAUGUCAGUGUUGCAGGGGACGUGAGGAGAUGCCCGGGGGGAGCAUGCGAGUUUGAGAUGGCUGCUGCAUGGUUUGUGUUCAGAAAUUGUGUGAUGCGGCGUCAAAGCAAGCAACAGAGUAGUUGCUUCUCUUUUUCUUUUCUUUUUUUUUUUGGGGGGGGGGGGGGUCCUGAGAAGAAGAGGUUGUGGUUUAACCUGGAAUGUCAUUGUUGCAAGUGUACUGGAUACUCAUGUCACAUGGCUUUCUCUUUACUUUUACCUUUAUUGCUCUUGAGCCAGAAUCUACCACCAGAGUAUUCUCAUCUGGCAACACUGUUGAAUGGAGACAAACUGUAGUUAGGGUCUGGUCAUAAUUCAUCUAUAUUAUUCCUUCUAAUCUAAUGGUGACAUAUCAGACAUCCACAUCAUUGUCUUCCUGGUAAGACACUAUCAGCUUAUAUGUCAUUUUAACAGGUGUUAUUAUUGUUGAACACAGCAUGGAACUUUUGUCAAUAUGCAUUUUUUUCUCUAGUCUCUUCAUCUAAUUUUUCCAGUGUAGGUGGAUGGCGACAUCGUCGUUUCUUAUUCCGUUCAGUCCAUAACACAAACCCACCCAUCACUGCUGCUUUACUGUUAUCUUACCUUACCUUACGUAUGCCUUCAGUUAGUAUCAUUGACUGUUAUAUCAAAGACUGCAAAGGAGAUUUUUACUUUUAAAGAUCAAUAUUUGAAGAAUGUAUGAGUUACUUUUUUACAGUCUCGAAAUAUCCAUUUCCCCAUGUGGUAUUCAAACAAAUAUAUAUAUAAAAAAAAGUUUGUGAUGUAAAGCAUUGACACACAGAGAAGUAUUUUUUUUCCCAGGAAUAAUCUGCAUCUCCUUAACAACGAGACUCCCAAUACUAUGUUGGGGGUUAUGUAGAGUAAUGUAGAGCUAUUUGCAUUUGUUUGCCUAUUUGAGCGAGGUGGGCUAACGUGUCCCAUUAACAGUAACUGUUUCCUUUUAGCUAACAAACACUUGAGUGCAUGGCCUGAAGACCUGAAAGGUGCUAUUGCAGUGCCUGGCCACAAGGUUACCAUUGUUGUUUUUAUAUAUGUUGUGUAACACUCAACAAAGGUAUUACAUUUGAUUUCCUGUAGGUCUUUGAACGUCAGCAGAGAGAAACUAACAUACCUGGCCAUGCCAUAAUGUGAGCUGUGCAAUGGGAGAUUUAAUUUUAUUUUAGGUCAUUGGACAUUCACCUGUUUGCCCUAUGCAAACAACUUUGGUCAACUAUAUCCUUUUAUUUGUGAAAUCUUUAUUUUUCAAAAUGAGGUUUUUCCAACAUUGUUGAUGAUGGUCUGAAAUGUUUUCUCAACAAGAGAUGGACUAUAGGGCCUACUGAUAGAGCUUUAUUAAAUUAUUGUGCCUAAAUUGGAGAGUAGUGUCAGUGCUGAAUGAAUUAGUUUUUAUAUGCAUUAUUAUUGUACCAUUAUGAUUAUAUCUGCUAAUUAAAGUUUUUAAAUUAAGGUUUAAUCAA